AUGGAUCAUCAUUCCUGCCCAGCCAUGCUUGCUUUUUUUUUUUAUAUUCAUAUACAUUUAUCUGAUUAUGCAGAAACCGCAAAGAAGAAAAUUUUCUCUCAUCUAGCAUUUAUUCUUUUCCCAGUUACUGGUUGUCAUCAUCUCUGGUUGCUGUACUGUUUAUUAUCUGCAAGUUCUUUGCCAGGAAAUUCAGCCCAAUCUUCAAUACUGACUGGACUAAAAUGCUUUUGUGAGCAAGUUGUCUGUCAUUCGGCAUCCUCCAAAUCAACAUUCACUUCUGUCGACUCACCACUUGAAGACGACCGAUCUCAAUGCUCAUGUGCUCCUGUCACCAAAGAUGACAUAACAAAUGAACCUGCUGGGCGAACAGAGGCUGCCCUACCCAUCAGACUGCUUUUGGUAUCAAGUAAAAUCAGGAACGCUUCUGCUAUCCAGCAGGCUUUGAACAGUGAUGUCAUUAUGCUUCCAUAUAAAUAUGACAGCUCAACAUUAGAAAACAUUCUGGAGUUGGUUGACAAAUGUUUGAACGGUUGUCAAGUGACAAGUGUGGCAUUUAUUCUCAGUUCCCUUAACAAUUCUCUCCAAUUGUCUGGGAAAGAUGAAAAGGUUUUGUCUCGAGAAACGUUGGCAGGGCAGACAGGAGUUCAACAGUUCUUCCAGAAUUUGGUAAAUAGGUACUUAAAACCAAUGUCUUCUAGUGCUGGCAUAAAGACAGGUUUACACUUCCUGGCAUGUGCUAUCACAACACACACUGCAAUGGAAUUGUUAGCACAUGCGUUGACAGACAUCAUCAAGGUUCCAGUUGGAGUGUAUAAACAUUUAUCAGGAGCUGAAAUCUCUGCAGAAAAAAUCAGUGGGGAGGAAAAGAAAUAUGCCAAAUGCAUUGGCAGUUUGUACUUUCGGUUGGAAAAACUACGAUUUUGGAGUGGUCAGCGUCCACAAUCGCUGGCUGGAUUUGAGAAAAUACGAACCGUAGGCAAAGGAGCUUAUGGAGCAGCCGUUUUGUACAGGAAGAAAGACGAUGAUUCUCUGGUGAUUUUGAAAGAAAUCAAUAUGCAUGAUUUAACAGCAGCUGAAAGACAAAUGGCACUCAAUGAGGUGAAAUUACUGGCAAUGUUGGAUCACCCAAAUAUUAUCAGCUAUUAUGACAGUUUUGAAGAAGAUGGCAUCCUGAUGAUUGAGAUGGAAUAUGCUGAUGGUGGGACUUUGGCCCAAUUCCUUGCCAAUCGUGAUAAGGCUCUUGAAGAACGUGACAUCUUGCUGAUCUUCCAACACAUUGUCUCUGCCAUCAGGUACACUCAUAAAGUCAAGAUUCUACACAGAGAUUUGAAAACCGCAAACAUCUUCCUGACAAAAGAAGGAGUUGCCAAAGUUGGUGAUUUUGGGAUUGCCAAGCUCCUGAGUACAUCACACAAGGGUGCAAGUACCGUGUUGGGUACUCCUUAUUAUAUUAGUCCAGAAAUGUGUGAGAGUAAACCUUAUGAUGAGAAGUCAGAUAUCUGGGCCUUGGGAUGUAUUCUGUACGAAAUGGCAUGUCGCCAAAAGACGUUUGAGGGUUCCAACUUGCCAGCACUUGUCAACAAAAUCAUGAAGGGUCAAUUUGCUCCCGUCAAGGGUGACUACAGUCAAGAACUAAAAGAUCUUAUUACUUCCAUGUUACGACAGAACCCAGAUGAACGGCCAUCUGCACAUCAUCUACUUGAAAAUGUGUUGCCACAACUCCUAAGUCAUUAUGAGUCUACAACUACUGAUCUUGAGGAUGACAUCUGCAGUUCUCUAGAGAAUGUGAGCAAAAAAAGGAUGAGGUCAGUUCUUUACUAUUUAGAAAUUUCAUCAGAACUUUUUACACCAGUCUUUCUUCCAUCACGAAUCCGCAUCAGACAGGUUGCAGUUGGUCGAGACCAUGUGAUAGUGAUUAGCAUGGAAAAGCUGGUAUACAGUUGGGGUGAAGGUGUCAAGGGUCAACUGGGCCAUGGCAACACUGUAUCUUGUAAAGAGCCCGAAUUAAUUGAAUCUCUGAAAGGCAAAGCCAUCUCAAGAGCUUGUUGUGGUGAUGGCUUCAGCGCUUUCCUCAGUGAGAAUGGUAUUGUGAUGACAUGUGGUGAUGGUUCCAAAGGCUGCCUGGGUCACGGAGACUGGAAUUCUAAUCUCAGACCUCGACUCAUUGAGUCAUUACUCAGGGUUGAUAUUUUGACCUUGGCUUGUGGUCCCCAUCAUGUAGUUACUGGAGGCAGUGCAGGAGUUCUGUUUUCUUGGGGUUGUGGUGCCAAUGGCAGACUAGGAUUAGGAACAGAAGAAAGUCAUUGUAAACCAAUGCAGAUCCAAAUUGUAGAACCAGUAGUUAUUGUGGAUAUUCACUGUGGCAAUGAUGGCACCAUGUUCCUCACGGAGACUGGAGCUGUUUUGGCAUGUGGCUCAAAUCGUAACAACAAACUGGGAUUGAACAACAGGCAGGGCUUUCUUAUGGCCAUGAAAAAUAUUUUCAACAAGACAGAAGUGGAAGGACAAAAUGUUCCAACUCCUGUCAAAUCAUUAGCACGGUUUAAAGUACUUGACAUCUCGAUGGGUUCUCAUCACACUGCCGUGAUUGUAGAACCUGGUUGUUAUGUCUACAUGUUUGGCCAGAACAGUGAGGGUCAGCUGGGAAUUGGCAACACCAAAUCCACAACUGGGCCUGUCAAGAUGCAGGCAUUGAGUAAUGAAAAAGUAUUACGGGUACAGUGUGGAGAUCAUUUUACAGUUGCUUGCACUACUGACAACCACUUAUACUACUGGGGUUUGAGGUUCAAGCCUCCAGCUCAUCAAAGAUUUGCAUCUGGUGCUUCUGACUAUAGUAAAGACAUGACUCUAGCCAUUUCCAGCCGCAGCUCCUUAAGUAAAGAAAGAUGUUCAAGUGACAGCUGUUUGGCCAGUUCAAGUCCAAAGGAGUUCACUUUUGAUGCUUAUGACUAUGCUGAAUGUCAAGAUUGCAAUGAAGAAUGCAUUCCCAUCCAUUUGGAAGCAGCAGAACGUUCUAUGGACAGUUCCAAUGGUAUUCAGGAACAUUCUGAUGGUGUGUCCCAUGCAAACACAGUUGAAUGGGCGAAAGGAUUUCAACCCAUUAGUUUCAGUCAGAAUCGCUCAACCAGUGCAACAAGUUCUGAAGCAGAGAAGAUGAAAGACAUUGAAGAAGAAAGCAAGAUUAUUUUCCCUCCAGCUCCACUCAUCAAUUCGGAGCAAGCCAGUUUGCUUUUGCAGUCUUUGGAGAAACCAUUAGUUCUUAGCAAUUUCUUUUGCCAUGGAGAGAAUCUCUUCAUCCAAGCAGAGACAAUGGCGCCACCAUCCAAAAGAAGAGUUCGAAGAAAAAGAAGUUUUAGGAAGAAAGAGUCUGUGAAUAGUAUCUGCAUGCAUUAUAGACAUUCUGCUUCAAGUCGUGAAGGAGGAGAUGAAUACUCAUCUGAGACAUCAGAAAUGGACAGCCAAGGAACUUUACCUACAUGGAUCAAACAUGAACUGGCUGACUCAUUAAAAGCACCUGAAGUGAUUCUUACAAGUGAGGAGGAGGAGAAGCUACUCAGAAAAGGAGGAGGAGGAGGAAGAGUUGUACCUACUUUGAAUAUUCCUUUUUCUCAAGAUCUCAAUUCAGCAACAGAAGAAGAGAGCCAGUUGAAUACUGAAGGAAAUAUUGACAGUUCCAGAUGGUCAACAUCAAUGACGGCUGAGGAGACACCAAAGAAUCCAGAAAAGUCAAUUGAUGAGGUCGAAGGUGCUUUAAAGGUGAACAAAAUGGAUAAACACUUAACCUCCUCUACAGGUUCAGAUACGAACACAGACAAGUCAACAUUCAGCAGCAGCAGCAAUGCCAGUGAGAAGAAUCACUUCAGAAAAUCAAGUUUAACAUCAAAUAAUUCCAAAUUGAAUAAAUCAAGAGAAGUUCAGCUUCCAGCCAAGGCAAAGUCACCAUUCUCUUUAAAACCAGGACCUCAAAGAAACUCCUCAAAAACACCAACAAAAAGAACUCUUUUAGGACGCUAUGUUGUAAAUCGUGGCAUCACUUCCCUGGGGAACCAAAAAAAGCGAGAAGAUGUUCUUAUGAAAGAACUUGAAAAUAUGAAAAGUGAAAAAAGGAAAGUUGAAAUUCAACUGGAAGGCAUCAAAACCCAAUUAGAAAAUUUAAAAGAAAAUCAACAAGAGGUUCUCAGAAUGAAAGAAGAAAAUGACAAACCCCUUGAAGAUGAAAUUGACCGAUUGAGACAGAAACUUCAAAACCGUGACCAAGAAAUCCAAGAGUUUAGCAAAAUUGUACAAAGUCUAAAGCAAAAAGUUGAAUAUCUACAGAUGGAAUCUGUGAGUGUCAGAAAUACAGAUUUGUCUGAAGACAGCAGUUCAUGUGCUUCCCCAAGAGAGGAAGAUUUGCAAAGAUCCAAGAAAGCCAGUAAAAUAUGUAGCUUACAAUAA
Acanthosepion pharaonis is the source of this 4437-nucleotide messenger RNA. The record is from the annotation of a GenBank genome assembly. Lineage: Eukaryota; Metazoa; Mollusca; Cephalopoda; Sepiida; Sepiidae.